ACGAACAGCACUUUCCCUUGAAUCCACUGGCUGUUACUCGUGUUUGCAAGUCCAGCCAACCACAUUUGACAGUAGGUUUAUCAUCGAGAUUAGUGAACCGACUUUAUCUUAAAGCUUACAGCAGCGAUUGUGAGUUGUAUACGGUGAAUCACCGUUGUUGUAACAGCAUCAACUGAUGUGAGAGGCACAGCACCUUGCGGAUACAUCUCGCCAACUCCCCACAUCACCGAGGCCCCUUGCCGCUACCCAGCCAGGGACUAAGUUCAUCAUGAUCAACCCGUUCAUGGAUACUGCGCACACCCCACACCUACCCCCAGGGGCACUGAAGCUGAGCCCGCCCCACCCUAUGGGAGACGGUGGGGGGAUGCACGGACAACCAAACCAUCAGUUCACCACCCAGACAAACGGAUUUGGGGUGCCCCACACUCACCCCCACGCGGUUCACGGUGGGUACGCAACGAGAGAACUGUUCCUACCGCAUACCAGGAGGGAGAUGGGUCUUGGGGGACCCGAUACGAACGCCACCCCCCAUCACAGUAUGUUCGUACCCUCAAGUGCGGGGCUCCACGCGGCUCACCACCCCGACCCCACCCCCAGCCAUGUGUUGUUCCCGGGGCUUCACGAAGCAGCCCACCACAACCCUGGACAUAUGAACAUGAACAGUCCAGUGCCGUUGUACAGGGAUCAGUUUAGCCAAAUGACCGCACGACCGGACCAUUUCCCCCCGCCCCAGCACCAUCUAAACAUGGGGCAUAUUAACCACCACCCCAUGAACAUGACCCCCCACGGACCCGGGGCCUUCUUCAGGUAUAUGCGACCCCCGAUGAAGCAAGAACACACGUGUUUGUGGGUGGACCAAGAACAACAGGAGCCAAGGAAAACGUGCAACAAGACAUUUAACACGAUGCAUGAAAUAGUGACACAUAUUACAGUGGAGCAUGUAGGCGGACCCGAACAGACAAACCACGCGUGUUACUGGCAAAACUGUCCCCGUGAAGGACGUCCAUUCAAAGCGAAAUACAAACUUGUCAAUCACAUCCGAGUGCAUACCGGGGAAAAACCCUUCCCCUGUCCCUUCCCAGGAUGUGGCAAAGUCUUCGCAAGGAGUGAGAAUCUCAAGAUUCACAAACGUACCCAUACAGGAGAGAAGCCGUUUAAGUGUGAGUACGAAGGUUGCGACCGGCGCUUCGCCAACUCCUCCGACAGAAAGAAACAUUCUCACGUCCACACCAGCGACAAGCCCUACAACUGCAAGGUCAAGGGAUGCGAUAAGAGCUACACCCAUCCGAGUUCUCUGAGGAAACAUAUGAAAGUCCACGGAAAGACCUCUCCCCUUCCAUUUGACUCAGAUGACCCUGAUAGCCCCAGCAGUGACUCCACUCCGGCCACCAGCCCCACCACAAGCAGCUCCAGCGCUCCAGUGACGUCAUCAAACUCUCUCAAUUCGUCAUCGUUGUCCCAAAGUAGUCCCAUCUUGUCCCUCGGCGCCCCAGGGCUCGUGCACCCCCACCCUACAAAUCUCAGCGAGUGGUAUGUGUGUCAGAGUGCUGCUGGUAUGCCAACACCCCCAAGUGAUCAUUCCCCUAUCAACUCUUUAGCCCACAUCACAUCGCUUCACCCCCCUCCGGUCGUGCAAUACACGUGACGCCAUAGAGACUAAUGUCGUGAAACUCACUUCCUCAGUUCCAAACUGCAAUAUGGUGCAUGCGCAGUUGAUGGUUUCCGGUGCGUCUGCUCCGAGAGAUACUGCAGCAUCUCAUGACUUUCACUUCCGGUGGAGACGAAGGUUGCAUGCGUGAAGGUUAGGCGAAGCCAGAGAAACUCUCGGGGUAUUUUUACCUGACAAAAACGGAACUCCCAAAGAAUAUGCUUGUUUAUAUCACUAGGAACAGUAUUACAGCGGGUUCAAAGCGAUGACGAGAAAUGACGAGAAAAUACGAGAAGGACACGAAUCGAGAAACAGCUGUGCAAAGACUAGUGAUACAGAACAGUAUAACCUCUAGCUUGCCACUUAUUUCUUUAUAAGGACUUUUUGUGGUGCUCACUGAGGCAAUUCAUAGUGACUAGGAACGAACUUUGACAUUUGACCUUAACCUCUCACGGGGAGUCAUGCGUCGAAGGUACAGUUCCUUUAUUUAACUUCUUACCAAAAAUAUAUACCAAUGUAUACUGAGACCGUUGCUAUGGUUUCCCGUAGUCGACACACAGCAUUUGUUCUCUAGUUUUCCGUCCAUUUUAUUUCACUACACAAGUAUCGUAUGGUAGCCAGAUCUAGGUCCAAAACAAUUAGCCAAAUGCAAUAAUUCUUGUCGUUUGCGCGGAAGCCCAAACAAUUUGAAUCUCACAAUAUUGUUAUUGCCUUUAUAAAUUUUAUUAAUUUAACUGUUGUUAUAUUGGAGAUGUUGAUUAUCGAGGUACAAGUAGUGAACAGCAUUACGGAAUCUCUUAAGCGGAAGUGACGUCACAUUGGCAGGUGGCGCCACAACCGCGAAGUGUCGUCUGCUUAAGCCAUUAGCACGUGCUCUGACUUUUCAUUCCGUUUUAAAUAGACUCGAUCAUUCACUUGAUUGAAACCUCCCAGAUUCAACCAUCAUAACAUAAUUGAAUGGAUGGUUAGCCCAAAUUAACCAUUGUUGUCUAAUGAUGGGUUCAUUUUGUAACGUGACGUCACCAUGGCUUGCAAGUGAGACCGUUCUACCAAUAUUUUAUGGCAUGGUUGUCGGGUGAAGUACCAUAGUAGCAAUUGAGGUCCUUCUCGACCCUACGCGGGCCUGUUGAGACCUGAUCUGGCAUGGUCAGGCCUGACAGUGAGACUGUGGUGCUGCUCGGCCUCUUGUGCCAGGAAUUCCUGGUCGGACUUUGGCUUCUUAGCCAGGCCUGGCGUUUUAUUUAUUAUACAAUGGGUAAACUUAAAGUCCCGACUCUAUUGAGUGAUUGUAUGUAUGUCCGACUGUAUGUAUGCUAGAAUAGUCACGAUUGUAGAUUUCAUACGUCUAUGUUAACCAUUUGUAAAUACAAAUUUUGAAAACAUUUCA
Haliotis rufescens (red abalone) is the source of this 3035-nucleotide messenger RNA. Its product is annotated as zinc finger protein ZIC 4-like. The transcript has 2 exons. Gene Ontology annotation, biological process: central nervous system development; regulation of transcription by RNA polymerase II. Bases 269 to 1645 code for a protein of 458 amino acids. Gene Ontology annotation, cellular component: nucleus. The record is from RefSeq and is a predicted model, not a curated record. Lineage: Eukaryota; Metazoa; Mollusca; Gastropoda; Lepetellida; Haliotidae. Gene Ontology annotation, molecular function: DNA-binding transcription factor activity, RNA polymerase II-specific; RNA polymerase II cis-regulatory region sequence-specific DNA binding.